Molecule: messenger RNA, 2819 nt
Organism: Peromyscus californicus insignis
Lineage: Eukaryota; Metazoa; Chordata; Mammalia; Rodentia; Cricetidae
Gene: Lzts2
Product: leucine zipper tumor suppressor 2
Biological process (GO): negative regulation of canonical Wnt signaling pathway; cell division
Source: RefSeq, a predicted model, not a curated record
CCGGGCCGGGCCGCUGCGAGUGGCCGCGCGCGGGCUGGAGCGGGCGGGCGGCGCGCCUGUGGAGUGCUGCUGGGGCGGCCCGGGGCUGAGCAUGGAGCAGCGCGGCGGAGGUUGCCCUGGAGGCCCCUGGCCAGGCCUGAGCCUCUGCCACCAUGGCCAUUGUGCACACACUGCCAGUGCCACUGGAGCCCGCACGUGAGACAGCCACUGCCCCACAAGCUCCAGCCAUGGGCAGCGUGAGCAGUCUUAUCUCAGGCCGGCCCUGUCCCGGGGGAUCUGCUCCUCCACGCCACCAUGGUGUCCCUGGGCCCACCUUCUUCCGCCAGCAGGAUGGGCUGCUACGGGGUGGCUACGAGGCACAGGAACCACUCUGCCCAGCUGUGCCUCCCAGGAAGGCUGUCCCAGGCACCAGCUUUACCUAUAUCAAUGAGGACUUCCGGACAGAGUCACCUCCCAGCCCGAGCAGUGAUGUUGAAGACCCGAGGGAGCAGCGGGCACACAAUGCCCACCUCCGUGGGCCCCCACCAAAGCUCAUCCCUGUCUCUGGGAAGCUGGAGAAGAACAUGGAGAAAAUCCUGAUCCGGCCAACAGCCUUCAAGCCAGUGCUACCCAAACCUCGGGGGGCACCAUCCCUACCUGGCUUCCUGGGUCCUCGAGCUGCUGGGCUAUCUGGGAGUCAGGGCAGCCUGACACAGCUGUUUGGGGGGCCAGCCUCCUCUUCCUCGUCUUCUUCUUCCUCCUCUGCUGCUGACAAACCCUUGGCACUGAGUGGCUGGGCCAGUGGCUGCCCAUCGGGAACACUGUCAGACUCUGGCCGAAAUUCUUUAUCCAGCUUGCCUACCUACAGCACCGGAGGUGCUGAGCCGACCACCAGCUCUCCAGGUGGGCACCUGCCCUCCCACGGCCCUGGCCGAGGGGCGCUGCCCGGUCCCGCCCGAGGGGUCCCUACUGGGCCCUCCCACUCAGACAGUGGCCGAUCCUCUUCCAGCAAAAGCACAGGUUCCUUGGGGGGCCGUGUAGCUGGGGGCCUCUUGGGCAGUGGUGCCCGGGCCUCCCCGGGCAGCAGUUCGGGUGGAGACCGCUCUCCGCCCCCUCCACCCCCUCCGCCCCCUUCGGAUGAGGCCUUGCUACAUUGUGUCCUGGAAGGGAAGCUUCGAGACCGAGAGGCAGAGCUGCAGCAGCUUCGGGACAGUAUGGAUGAGAGUGAGGCUACCGUGUGUCAGGCAUUCGGAGCGCGGCAGAGGCACUGGCCACGAGAGCGGGAGGACUGUGCAGCGCAGGCGCAGCAGGCCACGCAGCGUGUCCAGCGGGCCCAACAGCUGCUGCAGCUGCAGGUGUUCCAGCUGCAGCAAGAGAAGCGCCAGUUGCAGGAUGACUUCGCACAGCUGCUUCAGGAGCGAGAGCAGCUGGAGCGCCGCUGUGCUGCCUUUGAGCGGGAGCAGCGGGAACUCGGGCCGCGGCUGGAGGAGACCAAAUGGGAGGUGUGCCAGAAAUCGGGUGAGAUCUCUCUGCUGAAGCAGCAACUGAAGGAAUCUCAGGCAGAGCUGGUCCAGAAGGGCAGCGAGCUGGUGGCGCUGCGGGUAGCCCUUCGAGAGGCCCGGGCUGCCUUGCGGGUCAGCGAGGGCCGAGCCAGGGGCCUGCAGGAGGCAGCCCGAGCUCGGGAGCUAGAGCUGGAGGCCUGCUCCCAGGAGCUGCAGCGGUACCGCCAGGAGGCCGAGCGGCUCCGGGAGAAGGCUGGGCAUUUGGAUGCCGAGGCAGCCGGACUCCGGGAGCCCCCCGUGCCCCCUGGACCCCCAGCCACCACCGACCCUUUCCUCCUGGCAGAGAGUGAUGAGGUUAAGGUGCAGCGGGCAGCCGCUGGGGCAGGCGGGAGCCUGCGGGCUCAGGUGGAACGGCUUCGGCAAGAGCUGCAGCGGGAGCAGCGGCGAGGGGACGAGCAGCGGGACAGCUUUGAGGGGGAGCGGCUGGCCUGGCAGGCAGAGAAGGAGCAGGUGAUCCGCUACCAGAAGCAGCUGCAGCACAACUACAUCCAGAUGUACCGGCGUAACCGGCAGCUGGAGCAGGAACUGCAGCAGCUCAGCCUGGAGCUGGAGGCCCGGGAGCUCGCUGACUUGGGCCUGGCUGAACCAGCCCCCUGCAUCUGUCUGGAGGAGAUCACUGCCACCGAAAUCUAGGCUUUGCAAGGGGCACAAGCCACAAGACCAUCUGGGUCCCAGCAUCCACUGAGCACUCCAGGUCUCGCAGCCGAAGGGCCUCUGCCAAGCAUUCAGGUGGCCUUGUGACUUGAAGGAGCAAGAUCAGACCCCUUGAAGUUCCAUUCACUGUCCCCAGAGGCUCCUACCCACUGCACCAUUUCACUCCCCAGCGGUCAGUGCCACUGCCAGCCCUGUUUGUCCCCAGAUGUCUGCCAGCCCACUCCAGCUGGGAAGAGAAAGGGGCUACCCCAUCUCCACAUUCUACCUGCCUGAAGCCAGAGAGAGCCAGAUGGCACCAGCUGCUCCAGAUGUGCCUGCCCCCAACAUGCCCAGGUGGAGGGACAGGGCUAGGACUGGGGUCUGAUCCCCAUGUCCCAGCUCUGCAAGCCUCUUCUGGACUGAGGGGGCUGAAGUCAGACCAAAGGAAGAACUCAGCAAUGUCUUGUUUAUUUGUGUUUGUGACCAAGCAGCCCCUCCGAAUACCAGGUUUAUGGCCUCGUUUUCACUUGUAUAUUUUUCACACUGUAAAUUUCUUGUACAAACCCAAAGAAAAAAUUAAAAAAAAAAAGUUUGUUUUUAAAAAAAGUCUGCUGGAUAAAGAACUGCAGGCGAACUUGUCUGGCA